CCUGGCUGGCCCUGAUUUUCGGGAAUGAAGUCCGCACAGUUGAGUUGUGUUUAUACACUUUUGACAAUUUUGACUCAUUUGAGAUUAUGUGUGAGAGUGUGUGAGCGCGUUUGUGUGUGUGUUUCCACCAUGAGUCUGAAGAAGAGGAAGUUCUCACUGGACAGCUCUGUCUCUCAGGAUGCAGCGGGACGCUUCAACAGCCGCAGAGGCUCCAACCAGAAGCUCAUUAAGAAAUAUACAAAUGUAGAGGAUAGUGGACUGAAUAUCCAGGAACUAAAUGAAAACCUCAACGACAACGUAACCGUCAGGGAGAAGACUUCAGCGGAGGAAUGCAUUGACCGGCGAGAUGGGCUUGUCAGCAACAAUAGUUUCCACAAACACAAUAAACACUUCCACAAACUAUUUCAAGAAAUCCCUGAAGGAGAGAACCCGAUUCAUACUUUCAUUUGCGCACUGCAGAAGGAAGUGCUUUACCAUGGAAAACUCUUUAUUUCUGAAAAUUAUGUGUGUUUCUUCUCGUCCGUGCUGCUCAAAGAGACCAAGGUGCUGAUCCCAAUAUCCAGCAUUCAGGAGGUGAAGAAACAUGGCUCAGCUUUUUCCAUGCUGUCGAUACAAACUGCUGACGAGGAGAAGUACUUUUUAAUUUCUGUGAAGAACCGAGAGAUGUGCUACAAUCUCCUACAGCCAGUCUACUCACAUGUACAGUCGAGUGUGCCAAGAACUGGAGGCAGUGCCAAAAGCAGCCCUCAUGGCUCCUCUGCGGAGAAUGAAGCUGAUUACCUUAUGGUGUCCAGUCAUUCCAGCUUUGACGACAGUGUGGACCAUGGUAUGAAAGGAAAGAAUGGCAAUUAUCUGGAAGACAACAACCCUCACUCGGCCAGUAAAGGUGCCACACAAAGCGUAUCCUCAACAGACGAGGUGGACCAAGCAUCAUCGCUGCUUUGGAGGAUUAUGGAGGACGUCACACAGUUUUUCUUCCGCAGACAAAGAGUGAAUUUCGGCACGGUCUUCUACAUCUACUUGAUGUUGUUGGUGUUUCUGUUGGUGGUGUCUGCAUACAUCGGGCUCAGGAUGAUAGCACUGGAGGAGCAGCUAAACUCUUUGACUGAGUUGUCCUUGGAGUACAGAGAGAGUGGCAUGGCUGUCUGUCGACCUGUUGGCCACUGAGGCUGAAAAAAGGAUAAGCGAUUACAUUCCGCCACAGCCGCACCCAGCCAUCAAGAAACAUAGUCAAGGGCAGCAAAUACGACCAAUUUUCCCACGAUUCAUUGCGUCAUUAAUACAGAAUUGUUUGCCUUUAAUGAGACUUUAUACAUGUAGCCCAUGCUUUCUUUACCCAAAGAGUGAAAAGUCGAAAAAGCAAUGUAUUUAUGUUCACAAAUAAUGUACAGGUCAUGUGAGUUUAAGAUGAGCACUUGAUUUGAAAAUAAUUAAAUAAAUAAUUUUUACUCCUAGAAGACAGGAACAAGCCAGUAGAGGGUAGUGUUUCCAUCUAAACAAUAGCAUUACAAUGUGAAGGGGGGGGUUCUUUAAUAAUAAAGUACCACGUUCUUGAA
Messenger RNA from Phycodurus eques (leafy seadragon), 1556 nucleotides. RefSeq names its product GRAM domain-containing protein 2A-like. The record is from RefSeq and is a predicted model, not a curated record. The transcript is spliced from 14 exons. NCBI's taxonomy places the organism in Eukaryota, Metazoa, Chordata, Actinopteri, Syngnathiformes, Syngnathidae. The coding region runs from base 25 to 1167 and encodes 380 amino acids.